AUGACUCGGAAAGAAACCAGUGAUGUCACUCUUGACAGUGACAUUAAUUUCAUACAGACACCGUCACCUGCCAUUCACAAUCCUCCUCUGCCGGCGGAAGGUCCUGGCAAUGAGAGCUUUUCCAAUGUCGUGUUGAUCAGCGCCCUCCUGGGGGUUCCAGCUCUCCUAGCCUACAUACUGGGCGGAGGUAUGAAAACGACACUAUUCCUCAGUCUCAUUACCGGUUUGCCGGUCCUCAUUGGGUUCUGGGCUUGGAAAUCCACCUCUAGUCCUCGCAUCAAUGAUAAGGUGAAACUGCCGGGUCGACCCAUAGAGCACUAUGUGACAUUCAAAAACGAGGCCGAUCGUGCGAAAUGGAAUGGAGGGAAACGCGUCCCUAUGCAGACCUUCUGCGAAUUGUACCUGGAUGGCGCGGUGGAUUUUAACGGGGAUUGUUUGGACAUUAUGGAAUAUCGACACGAUUGGGCCCACUUCGGAUUUACCUGGGACCUGUUCAAAUUCAUUUUUCUGACCUUCGCAAGGGAUGUGUUAUUUCAUACUAAGUCACAAGAUGAAGAGCAGAUCCGUCCAAAUUACGACCGCGGUAAUGAUCACUACGCCUGGUUCCUCGGUCCCCGCAUGAUCUACACCUCCGGUAUCAUAUCCGACACAGAGCGAGAGGAAACCCUGGAGGAAAUGCAGGACAACAAGAUGGCCAUUGUUUGUGAAAAGCUCGCACUCAAGAAAGGCGAAACAAUGCUGGAUAUUGGCUGUGGGUGGGGAACAUUGGCGAGGUUUGCGAGUCUCAACUACGGAGCAAAUGUGACAGGUCUCACUAUUGCACGACACCAGACCGCAUGGGGAAAUGACGCUCUCCGAAAGGCUGGUGUCCCGGAGUCCCAAAGCCGUAUCCUAUGCAUGGAUUACCGUGACAUUCCCCAUAUGAAGUAUGAUAAGAUCACCCAGCUGGAGAUGGGCGAGCAUGUUGGUAUCCGGAAAUUGACCGGCUUCUUCCGCCAAUGCUAUGAUAUGCUACAAGAUGACGGUGCCAUGUAUGUGCAGCUAUCUGGUCUCCGGCAGGCAUGGCAGUAUGAGGACUUCAUCUGGGGUUUGUAUUUGAAUAAAUACAUCUUCCGUGGCGCAGAUGCUUCUACGCCCCUUUGGAAUUACGUGAGAUCACUGGAGCGAGCUGGAUUUGAAAUCAAAGGUGUUGACACCGUUGGGGUCCAUUAUUCCGGAACACUUUGGAGAUGGUACCGCAACUGGCUCGGCAAUACUGAUACAAUCAAGGCCAAAUAUGGCCAGCGAUGGUUCAGAAUUUGGGAGCUCUUCCUAGCCUGGUCAGUCAUCGCCUCUCGCCAAGGGAGCGCCACUUGUUUCCAAAUUCUGGUUGUCAAGAAUUUGAACUCAACUCAUCGUGUCAAUGGAAUCGCAUCCCAGUUCGGGUUGUCUGCUGCACUUGAAUCUAGCAGAAAGGCCGGAAAGUCGAAGCUGCAGACAGUGUGA
Penicillium crustosum is the source of this 1485-nucleotide messenger RNA. RefSeq lists its product as uncharacterized. Bases 1 to 1485 code for a protein of 494 amino acids. NCBI's taxonomy places the organism in Eukaryota, Fungi, Ascomycota, Eurotiomycetes, Eurotiales, Aspergillaceae. Gene Ontology annotation, biological process: cellular response to biotic stimulus. The record is from RefSeq and is a predicted model, not a curated record. The transcript is spliced from 4 exons.